Messenger RNA from Erinaceus europaeus (western European hedgehog), 4735 nucleotides. It is a transcript of the gene NINL, whose product is annotated as ninein like. Gene Ontology annotation, biological process: microtubule anchoring at centrosome. The transcript has 26 exons. Gene Ontology annotation, cellular component: centrosome. The coding region runs from base 521 to 4027 and encodes 1168 amino acids. Gene Ontology annotation, molecular function: calcium ion binding. The record is from RefSeq and is a predicted model, not a curated record. NCBI's taxonomy places the organism in Eukaryota, Metazoa, Chordata, Mammalia, Eulipotyphla, Erinaceidae.
GGAGGCGGGAGCGCGCGGCUGGGGGAACUCGAGACACAAAGAACUGCGGGGACGCAGGGAGGGAACCUCGCGGUAGCCCGCCGCCUGUCCCUAGCUUCAAUUUCUGCUCCUGCCCCAGCUCCAGCUCGCCGGUCUAGCGCCCCAGCUCCAUUCCGCCUGCCUAGCGGGCCAGCUUCUCCAGCUCCAGCUCCCCUCCACCCCCAGACCAACCUGCCCGUCUAGCUGCCAGCUCCAGUUCACGUGCUCCAGCGCGGGCUGUAGCUCCCGGCUCCCCGGCCCGCGUGCGUGGAGGGCGGACACCCAGUGCCAGAUGACAGAGAUGGAAGGGUGAGAAGCCUGGGCCCCCUUCUGGAGUGUGUGGCUGAGCUGGCCUGGCCUGCAGGUGGUCUCCACGGGUACAUGCUCUGCGGCCACAGGACCCCGAGGAGAUUCAGCCACCUCAGCUGGAUUAGGAGGAAACUGGAGACACCCUGAGUCACCAGGAGGAAGCAUUUCAGCUCUUGUGAAAGCCUGCUAUGGGAUGGACGGAGAAGAGAACCAUUAUGUGUCGAAGCUCCGGGAGGUCUACAAUAGCUGUGACACCACUGGGACAGGCUUCCUUGACCAGGAGGAGCUGACCCGGCUCUGCCUUAAGCUUCACCUGGAAAAGCAGCUGCCUCUCCUUCUGCAGACACUUCUCGGCAAUGACCACUUUGCCAGGGUUAACUUUGAGGAGUUUAAGGAUGGCUUCGUGGCAGUGUUGUCGGCAACUGCUGGUGCAGACCCCUCUGAUGAUGACAGCUGUAGCUCUUUGGAAUCAGCUGCUCCGGGUGCUGUCCCCCCAAAGUACAUGAGUGGCUCCAAGUGGUAUGGCCGCAGGAGCCAGCCCGAGCCCUGUUCCGGGGGCCCUGCCACCCAGGGUCUGCCCGAUCUGUCCAGGCCUGGUCUGAGAAGCCAGCCACACCGAUGCACAUCCCUGGAGAGUGUGGAGAGUCUCAAGUCAGAUGAAGAGACUGAAAGUUCUAAGGAACCUCAGAAUGAGUUGUUUGAAGCCCAAGGCCAGCUCCCAGGCUGGGGUGCCGAGGUCUUUUCCAGCCCCCAGAAGUCCCGCCGUAUCUCCUUCGAUGCUGCUGAGAGCCAGGUACGGAGUCUCUGGGCAGAGUUGGGAGUGGGCAGCAGUGGCCACCUCACCCAGCAGGAGCUGGUCCUGGUCUGCCGGAACAUAGGACUGCAGGCCCUGGAGAAGGAGGAACUGGAAGACCUGUUCAACAAACUGGAUCAAGAUGGAGAUGGCAGAGUGAGUCUAGAGGAAUUCCAGCUUGGCCUGUUCAAUCAUGGGCCCAAUUCCCUUCCAGAAUUCUCCAUUCCAGUUAGGCCAGCUAGACCUUGGUCACACUGGCAGGUCCCGGAGGAGGGCAGCUGCCACACGGCCACCACAUCCUCACUUGUGUCCCUAUACUCGUGUCCCCGACUCUUCUGCAGCCUGGACGAUGGCUCGGGCUUUGCUUUCCCUGAACAGCUGGUUGCCCUGUGGGCCCAGGAGGGCAUCCAGAAUGGCAUGGAGGUCUUGCAGAGUCUUGACUUCAGUGCUGAUGAGAAGGUGAACCUCUGGGAGCUGGCCUGGGCCCUUGAGAAUGAGCUCACGGCACUCGGAGCCACCCAGCAGGCAGCCUUAGCCAGCUACCGCCAGGAGCUGAGCUUCCGCCAGGGGCAAGUGGAGCAGAUGGUGAGGGAGCGAGACAAGGCCCGACAGGAUCUUGAGAAAGCCGAGAAGAGGAACCUGGAGUUUGUGAAAGAGAUGGACGACUGCCACUCUGCUCUGGAGCAGCUCACGGAGCAGAAGAUCCAGCGUCUGGAACAAGGCUACCGUGGCCAGCUGAGCCUCCUGCGCUCGGAGGUGGAGGUGGAGCGUGAGCUACUGUGGGAGCAGGCCCGGCGGCAGCGGGCCACACUGGACAAAGAUCUGGGGCGCCUGCGGGCAGAGGAGUCCGGCCUACGGGAGAAGCUGACCCUGGCCCUGAAGGAAAACAGCCGACUGCAGAAGGAAAUUCUAGAAGUUGUGGAGAAGCUUUCCGAGUCGGAGAAGCUGGUCCUGAAACUACAGGCGGACCUGGAGUUUGUGCUAAAGGAAAAGCUGGAGCCACAGAGCACGGAGCUCCUGGUCCAGGAACAGCGGUUUUCUGAGAUCCUGACAGAGUACGAGCGCAAGUGCCGGGACCUCCAGGACCGCAAUGAUGAGCUUCAGGCUGCGCUGGAGGGUCUGCAGACACAGUUGUCCCCCAGAUCCCGAGGCCAGCCUCCAACAGGGCCAGAUGGACAGCUGCUCCCUGGACACAGCCCAACAGGCCCCCUUCAGUGUGUGAGCAGCGCUGCCCCAGUGAGCAUAGAGACAGAGAUAAAGAUGGAGCAAGUGAAGGAGCAUUGCCAAGACCUCAAGAUCCAGCUGGAGACCAAGGUCAAUUACUAUGAGCGGGAAAUGCAGAUGCUUAAGAGGGCCUUCGAGAAGGAGAGGGAGGAAAUGGAGCAGGCGUUCAGGCUGGAGGUCUGUGUGCUGGAGGACCAGAAGGCUGACCUGGAGACCCUGCAUGCAGAGUCUCAAGAACUCAUUCAUACCCUGCGGGAGCAGCUACAGAGACAUGCGCUCAGCAUGGAGCUGGAGCAGAGGCUGGAGCUGCAGAGGCUGGAGACAGAACAGCUGGCUCAGGACAAGGAACAGCUGAAGGAGCAAUUGCAACGAGUUAGGAGAGAGGCAGAGGCUGAGCGCCACCAGAGGCUGGUGUGGACAGAAGCCCGGCAGGAAGAGAUGCUACAGAGACACUUGCCCUCACAGCCACUGGGGGAGGCAAGCUGUACACUAGAGGGGCACCCUGGGCCAGGGGAGCUGCCCUGCAAGGCUAACCUCAUGUCUUCUGGGCCCCUGCAGAACCUGGGCCUCCAGGAGGACGCUACUGGGGUGCUCACUGGGGAGCAGGCAGCCUCUGGCCUCGCAGAGAAGUGGUCCCAGGUGCACCUCCAUGGGGCAGAUGGGGGAGUGAUCCUGGAGGAACCAGAACCUUCCACCCAGGGCCCAGCCCACCUCAGCUGGCCUGCAGCCCAGGAGCUGCUGGUGGGAGCAGACAGAAGAGCUCAGAUUUUGCCAGCAUCAGGGGAGCCCCGGCUGAGCCCACCCACCUCAGGUGGAGGAGAAGCCCAGGUAGUGUUGCAGAGAGAGAAUGAGAUGAAAGCCAAACUGCUGCAGCUGGAAGAUGUGGUUCGGGCGAUAGAGAGAGCUUCAGACUGCAAAGAGAGCCACAGAAUCGAAGAUAGAUUUUCUGAAGAAAAUGCAUUACUGAAAAGUGAGCUGGAGAAGAUUCAGCAAGAUCUAGAAGCUGCAGAAAGGAGCUGUGAAGCCCAGAGAAAAGAAAUAGAGCUUUUAAGGAGAGACAAGAAAGAGGCCUGUUCUGCAAUAGAAGAGCACAACAAGCAGAGCCAGAAGUGGAAGGCCGAGCUGUCUCAGAUCAGCCACAGGGUCCUUCAGCUGGGAGAGGAGGCCUCCAUGCAGCAGACCAGGAAUGAGGAGAAUCACAUGACCAUCCAGCUGCUGACACGGAGGCUAGAGGAGGCCAGGUGCAAGGGGCAGCUGCAGGAUGACCAAAUCCAGAAACUUGAACGUGAACUUGAAGGAGUGACUCAGGAGUGUCAGAGCCUGAAAGUGUUGCGGUCAAAGCAGAGAGAGGCUCUUGAGGAAAGCUGGGAGCAGCAGGAAGAACUUGGAAGGCAGCUGAAAGUGACAGAAGAGCGGGCAGAGGAGGUGGCGAUGGCUUUGAAGAAUGUGGAAGUGCUCCUGCAGGAGAAAGUGGGGGAGCUGAGGGAGCAGUUUGAGAAGAGCACCAAGUCUGAUGUGCUACUCAGGGGACUGUAUGUGGAAAAUGCUCACCUGAUGAGAGCACUCCAGCUGGCGGAGGAGAAGCAGCACAGUGCAGAGAAGAAAACCCGGAUCCUGGAAGAAAAAGUCCAAGCCCUCAACAAACUUGUCAGUAACAUCUCCGUAGCAUCGCUCUGUGUGUGACUACUUCUUGCUUUGCCAGAACUUUCCUGGAAUUCACUGUUUAAAAUUAAGCAACUGUGAUGCCGUAAUAUCCUGCAGUUCAUUGGUGCUCAGGCGGGCCAGGGUUGAGUCUUUCUUCACUCUGAGAUUGUCCAUGUGCUAUAUGCUGAGGAACAGACAGGCUGUGUAAGGCCACACUUCUAUUAGCAGCCUUGGAUCAUUUUCCUGUGUAGAAUUUCUAAUGUUGCUACUCAGUGAUGAAAAAGAUUGAGGGGACCUCCAGCAAGAAACAAAGGAAAGAAAGUGGUAAGUUUCAAGGUCGGGCUUGUGGCCUUGACUGCAAAGGUUAAAUUACAUAGUCAGGACUAUCUGGCAUCAGCUGUUCCCUGCUUCAGGUCCAGCCCAUCUGGCAUUCUCAGUGCUGGUUGUGCAGACAUCCCAGAGAGAUGCCUGUGCCUUGACCAUCAGCCUGGCAACAAACGGUGUUGGAGAGGAAAAUGCUUCAGGGGCUGCUCAGCCACAGGGAGAUGCUUGGACAGUGUUUAUUUUAGGUCCGUGGACUCAGGGAUGAUUACUGUGAACACAGUCUCACUGAAGUGUCAGCACACUGGAAACUGUAUCAUAUGUAAAAGAAAGUAUACUUUUAUAUGCAAAAUAUAAAUUAUCCUCAUUUGGUUUAUCAGAAUGAAUACUAUAAUAUGAAAUCACUAUAUUGCAAUAAAUUCUUUU